ACUGCAAUAGUUGACUGCACAGAAGUUCAGACUGAGAGGCCAUCUUUGGACAGUACCAAUUCAGCAAUGUAUUCCAACUGUAAGUCAAGACAUACAUACAAAGUUUUAGUGGCCUGCACACCAGGGGGUACAGUAUCAUUCGUUUCCAACACAGUAGGGGGAGAUAUGUCUGAUGUUGAACUUGUUAGAAGAUGUGGAAUUUUAGAUUUGUUUGAAAGAGGAGAUAAAGUUAUGGCAGAUAAGGGCUUUAAUAAUAAAGAUGACUUUCUACUCGGGUGA
Lottia gigantea (owl limpet) is the source of this 279-nucleotide messenger RNA. RefSeq lists its product as hypothetical. The transcript has a single exon. The annotation marks the transcript as partial. Lineage: Eukaryota; Metazoa; Mollusca; Gastropoda; Lottiidae. The record is from RefSeq and is a predicted model, not a curated record.